CGUCUCUGGUUGGGUGUCCGGUAGUUCCUCCUGGGUUUGAGUUGUCUGGGAAACUCGCCAUGUACGGGCUCUGCUUUCAUAAGGUUUGCUGAAUAAACAGUGCUGAAUAUUUGGCCCACCCCGGCUUGUUUAGGUCCUAGGGAUAGAUGACGAGCUAGCCGACCGAGUACCUCGCGUUUAAAGUCAGAUAUAAUCCGGUGAAGGUUGACCUAAAAUUCGACAUGACCCAACAAGCUGCAGCUCUGCAGACCUACAACAACGAGCUGGUCAAAUGUAUCGAGGAGCUUUGCUCGAAGCGGGAUGAGCUGAACCGACAGAUCAAGCAAGAGGAAGAGGAAAAGGAGCGGCUGCAGCAUGACAUCCGUGUCCUCUCGGAGAAGCUGAGCCGAGUCAAUGAGAGCCUGACCCAGAGACUCGCUGCACGCGCCACCUUCGACCGCACCAUCGCCGAGACGGAGGCUGCAUACACCAAGAUAUUGGAGAGCUCCCAGUCUCUCCUGAGCGUCCUAAAGCAGGAGGCAGGAAACCUCAGUAAAGCCACGGAGCCUCGGAGGACGGAGCACUGAAGGCCAGGAGCAAAACUGUGCACCUGACCUCACCUGACUGUGGCUUCUGAGGCAGUUUAUUCCCCACUUUGGACUAAUUUUUAAUAUAUUUAAACCUUUGUUGUAAGUUUCUGGAUUCAAUAAAUGUAUUUCCUAACAUU
Messenger RNA from Oreochromis aureus, 706 nucleotides. It is a transcript of the gene ssna1, whose product is annotated as Sjogren syndrome nuclear autoantigen 1. The record is from RefSeq and is a predicted model, not a curated record. The transcript has 3 exons. The coding region runs from base 222 to 566 and encodes 114 amino acids. Gene Ontology annotation, cellular component: centrosome; ciliary basal body. NCBI's taxonomy places the organism in Eukaryota, Metazoa, Chordata, Actinopteri, Cichliformes, Cichlidae.